Striga hermonthica is the source of this 927-nucleotide messenger RNA. The record is from the annotation of a GenBank genome assembly. Lineage: Eukaryota; Viridiplantae; Streptophyta; Magnoliopsida; Lamiales; Orobanchaceae.
AUGACCAAAUGGCAGCUAUACCUACAGAUUGACCAGUCAUUCCAGAUUCAUAGGAAUUAUGGGAGCAUGCUCGAAGGUGAAACUGACGAACUUAAGAGAGUGUUUCUGGAAGGAAAUCCUUAUCUUUUGGCAAUUACAAUGGUUGUUUCAGUACUUCACUCUUUGUUCGACUUUUUGGCUUUUAAGAACGAUAUUCAGUUUUGGAAUAAAAACAAGUCCAUGGAGGGAUUAUCUGCACAAUCCGUUGUCGUAAAUUUCUUUUGUCAGCUUAUAGUUUUCCUCUAUCUGCUUGACAAUGGAACUUCGUGGAUGAUACUUGCAAGCUCUGGUAUUGGCUGCUGCAUUGAGUUCUGGAAAAUAGGAAGAGCCAUGCACAUUGAGAUUGAUAGAUCUGGUGUGAUACCUAGGCUGAGGUUCUGUGACCGUGAGUCAUAUGCUAGUAACAAGACUAAAGAAUAUGAUGAUAUUGCAAUGAAGUACUUGACAUAUGUUCUCUUCUUUCUCGCCGUCUGUUUCUCUAUUUAUUCUCUGAAGUAUGAACGCCACAAGAGUUGGUACUCUUGGAUUCUCUCAUCUCUCACGAGCUGCGUCUACAUGUUUGGUUUUAUUAUGAUGUGCCCACAACUGUUCAUUAACUAUAAGUUAAAGUCCGUUGCACAUAUGCCUUGGAGGCAGAUGACGUACAAAUUCCUGAACACGGUCAUUGAUGAUCUCUUUGCAUUUGUCAUUAAGAUGCCGGUCCUUCAUCGACUUUCUGUCUUCCGUGAUGAUGUUAUAUUCUUGAUAUACCUUUAUCAAAGAUGGAUCUACCCGGUGGACAAAAAACGAGUGAAUGAAUUUGGUUUUGGUGGCGAGGAUGAACAGGCCACGACAAGCACGCAGACGCAGGCAAUUGAGCAGAGUGAAGAAGAGAAGAAGACUAACUGA